AUGAGCAGAAUUCUAGAGAGCGAAAAUGAAACAGAAAGCGACGAAAGCUCUAUUAUAUCGACUAACAAUGGAACGGCCACUGAAAGGACAAGAAAUCAUCCAGAAAUAAAAUCAUCGACACACACAGUUCAAAAUAGACUAGAACUCUUUAGUAGGAGGCUAUCUCAACUCGGAUUAGCAAGUGAUGCUUCUGUGGAUCAACAACUGGACAGCUCAGCUAGUAGCACUUAUGAACAGAAGGAGAUGAAUAAGACAAAUACAUCGACAGCAGAGCAAAAGAAUAUUGCAACUGAACAAAAGAGUCGCAAGGAGGAGCAGGAUACGCAAAAGAUCCAGAUAAAAUUUCAACCAAUUGGGUCUAUUGCGCAGUUGAAACCAUCGGUUUGUAAAAUUUCAAUGUCACAACCUUUUGCUAUGGUAAUUCUAUUUCUCAAAAGACGACUGAAGAUGGAUUAUGUUUAUUGUUAUAUAAAUAAUUCUUUCGCACCCACCCCACAGCAAAAUGUCGGAGAACUUUGGACACAGUUCAAAGUUAGCGACGAACUAAUUGUAAGUUAUUGUGCAUCGGUAGCAUUUGGCUAA
Messenger RNA from Saccharomyces eubayanus, 582 nucleotides. It is a transcript of the gene ATG12, whose product is annotated as Atg12p. The record is from RefSeq and is a predicted model, not a curated record. Gene Ontology annotation, cellular component: Atg12-Atg5-Atg16 complex; phagophore assembly site membrane; cytoplasm. Lineage: Eukaryota; Fungi; Ascomycota; Saccharomycetes; Saccharomycetales; Saccharomycetaceae. Bases 1 to 582 code for a protein of 193 amino acids. The transcript has a single exon. Gene Ontology annotation, biological process: autophagy of mitochondrion; C-terminal protein lipidation; nucleophagy.